Molecule: messenger RNA, 1126 nt
Organism: Anopheles aquasalis
Lineage: Eukaryota; Metazoa; Arthropoda; Insecta; Diptera; Culicidae
Product: arginine-hydroxylase NDUFAF5, mitochondrial
Biological process (GO): mitochondrial respiratory chain complex I assembly
Cellular component (GO): mitochondrion
Molecular function (GO): S-adenosylmethionine-dependent methyltransferase activity
Source: RefSeq, a predicted model, not a curated record
AGUUUUAGGGGAAACAGUUAUGCAAGAAAUCACCCCAAAAAUGCGAUAAAAUCGUGUUAAAAUCGUUAAAAAGUUCUUGUUUUAUGUAGAAAUAUUACUCACAAUACGCUUAUGUGGACUGCGGUAAGCAAAACGGUCCGUGGCGGAACGGCGAUAGCGUUUCGCCGGAAUUUCUGCACGCCGGUAGUAAACAUCUUCGAUCGCAAAGCGAAAAGAUUGCAGCGGGAACGUGCCGCACGAAGAGAUGAUGUGGAGCUGUACGAUUACAUCAAAGAGGAGGUCGGAUGGCGGUUAUCGGACCGGAUAUUUGAUAUCAAACGCCAGUUUCAGAAUGCCGUCGAUCUGGGGGCGGGCCGUGGAUACGUCACGAACAACGUGCUCGGUGAGACGGUUCAGCGACUCACUGCCAUCGAUCUAAGCCCAACGAUGCUGGCACAAAUCAAGGGCACACCCGGGUUGGACUUUACCGUGCAGGAGAUGGACGAGGAACGGUUCGCGUUCGAGGAAAACUCACUCGAUCUCGUAGUGUCGAGCAUGAGCAUGCACUGGGUGAACGAUCUCCCUGCCUGCUUUCGGGCCGUAAACCGAUCCCUAAAGCCCGAUGGCGUCUUCAUUGGAGCCAUGUUUGGCGGUGAAACGCUGUACGAACUUCGGUCGGCUCUGCAACUAGCGGAACAGGAACGUCGCGGUGGACUCUCGCCACACAUCUCACCCUUCACGCAGAUCCGUGAUGUGGGGAUGCUGCUGAACCGUGGUGGAUUCACCCUGCUGACGAUCGACACAGAUGAACUGGUCAUCGGGUAUCCAUCGAUGUUUGAACUGAUGUACGAUCUGAAGGGGAUGGCGGAAAGCAAUGCCGCCUUCAAUCGGCCACUACACAUCGGACGUGAUACACUGAUGGCGGCCGCUGCCAUCUACCAGGACAUGUACGCACGGGUUAGCAAGAACGAUGCCAACGAAGAGCAGCAUGGGGUUUCGGCGACUUUCCAAAUAAUUUUCUUCGUUGGCUGGAAACCGUGCGCCAGCCAACCGCAACCGGCUGAACGUGGUUCGGCGACGGUUUCAUUCAAGGAUCUUGGUGACGUCAUAACAAAGAAAAAACAAUAAAUCCCUAGCAGCCUUGUCA